AUGCACGCGACUCAUUCCUCUCAAAAGAUCAAUCGGGACCUUUCUGUUGAUCAUCACUUGCAUACAAGUCAUAGCCAUGGCAGCCAUCACAAACGUUCUUCAUCGAAGGAUAUCAUAAUGUGUUCCGAAGUGGAGGAAGGAACGGCAACUCAUGCAGCAAACAGAAGUAAUAAUGAUGGUAGUAUAUUGUUCAAUGUUGAUAGUCUUGUAAUUCCUCCUUUGAUUGAGAAAGGAGUAACAGCACUCAGUACUCCUCGACGAUUGAAACUUUCACCCAACUCUGUCUAUGUCACUGGUUGCAAUGAUCAUUAUCAACUAGGAACAAUGGAUAAUGAAAAGAGAGAUUCGUUUUGUGAAAUGAUGUGUGGUGUGAAGAGGGUUUCUUCUUUAAAGACUUUGGGCACCACAAAAUCGUCCUCAGUAGACGUGAACAACUGUUUUCUCACUCAGGACGACAAAAUCAAACGUAUCAAAUGUGGACAAGAUUUCACAAUCUUUCUCACACAGAAAAAGCAAGCAUUUGUGCUUGGAUCCAACACGAAUGGUCAGAUUGGACUUCCAAGAGAUAUACAUCACGUGAAAACACCAAUAAGACUCACGUCUUUUGAUGACAUGGGAGUGAGUUUGUCAAGAAGUAGCUCACUCAGUCAAGAUGACACUUCAGGCUCAAGUACUGCUUCUACUGUGCAGUUAGAUGAAUCUGACGAACUACUAAAAUCAUCAAACGCCACUGCUUCCAGCACAGAGUAUGGAGAUGGUUCAAUUGCAAACGUGUAUUGUGGCGCUGAAUUUACCAUUUUCUUGUUGAAGGAUGGAAGAGUAUAUGGCACAGGAUCUAACAUUUCUGGACAAAUUGGAAAACAACUUUCAACUUCUCCUGAAAACAAUGCAAACAUUUUCUUUGAGCCUGUUGCCUUGACUGUGACCACUCCUCCACCAGCUGGCACAGCUACGGCAGUUGUUGCUGCUGCUCGUGCGCCACACAAUGCUGUAGACAGUUUUAGUACUGGCAGUUCAAUCGCUACACCCUCAACAACAAUUGAAUUAUCUGACAUUUCCAAAGUCGCUGUUGGAAGAAAUCACUCCAUAUUCAUAUCCGAAGAUGGACGCGUUUAUGCUUGUGGAUUGAAUGAAAUGGGACAAUUAGGUCUCGGAACCAGAUCCAGAAAUGAGCCAUACAUUCAGCUAGUUCAGGAACUUAGCGAAGUAGAGGUUAGAAAAGCUGCUUGUGGAGCUGAGCAUACCUUGUUUCUUACAACGACAGGUGAUCUUUACAGUACAGGUUCGAAUCAAUUUGGUCAACUCGGUAUUUCAAAACCCCAAGUUCAUUUCAAGCAUAGCCCGGUUUUGGUAUGUCAAACAGAUAGUGAUGUUGCAGAAUUAGAAAACCAAAAUGUUUCGGCCACUAAUAAUACUACUUCUACCACCACUGCUGUACAAAGCAAACAAAGUGUUGAAAAGGCAGCCAUAGACCAAACCAAAGACACAAAGCGUCAAAUCGAUAUUCCAGAAUCUCCAAUGCCUCUUGGAAACAAAUCUUUACUUGGAAAUGUGAAGAAAAUCAAAUGCGGCCUCUACCAUUCGGUAGUUAUGAACAAAAACUUUGACAUCUAUGUUUUUGGAUGUAACAAUGAAGGACAGUUAGGCUUACCAAUGACGUUUCACUCAGCAGAACGAAAAUCCACACUAAUGAGAAACAUUUACACUCCCACAAAAUUGGUGAUCAUGGAAGCUGGUUUGGACUAUGUAGAUCGAAUUCGUUGUGGUUACAAACAUACCACCUUUGUGACACAUCGAUAUGAUGUUUAUCAAUGUGGAAGCAAUGAGCUUGGCCAAUUGGGCUUGCAAGAUGACGAAGAAGCGAUAUAUGUGACCUCUCCCACAAAGGUCUCCAUAAUCAAUGACACCAACAUUCCAAUCAAUGCCACAAGUGGGCCUUAUUCGACCAUUCUCUACACGGGAGACGAUAGCAAACCAAAAUUUUCCAUUGCCAAACAAUUGAAGCAAAAUCAUUCUCCAAGAGACCGAGUAUUUCAAACCAACAUGUAUGCCUUCAUGCCUCUUGUUCGUUUAGUAUCACCCUUCUUAGAAUCCAUGCUGAAAAACUCAGAAUUUAUGGGCAAGCUUGAUUCAAUAGAUCAGCUAUACAUGCAACGAAUGAUUAACACGUGUUAUGAUCGAUCAGAAAUUGCUUUUGUUAGAGAGAUGGAUUGUAGAGCUGUUGUUAAGCUGUUGAGAUGGCUUCAUGAUUAUAAUUCUGUCGAUGAGACUGUAGUACAAUUGAGAAAGAAGCUCUAUGAUCGAUUUGAGGAAACACUCAAAUAUAGCAACAUUUUAGAUAUUUUAGAAAUUAUUGAAAUGAAAUUGGAACAAUGUAAUAAUAAGGAUAAAGGUGUUUUGACUGUAUGCAGAGCGAAAUGCUAUGCCAUACUCCAUGAAUUGAACGGAAAGUUGCUAGAAAACUCAGUGAACAAAACUGAUGAAAUUGAAGCAAUUAUUAACGAUAUUAGAUUUGAACUUUUCCUAAAGCAAGUACCAGAGUGGAAUAAGCGAUCCAAUACCAUUACAUGGAAUGAGGAAAGAAGAAAACAAUCCAGAGCUGGAUUUGACAUUGGUAAUCCUUUACAACUCCUCUAUAAUGAUCCCUUUGGUGACAUGAUUCUCUUUCUUGAUAAGGCACAUACGAAGAAAAUCAAAGCUCACAAAACCAUCCUUAGUUCUGCGAGCCCGUACUUGGCUCAGCGAAUUGAAAAAGAAGAACAACAACAAGCCACUUCACCACGACAAGGUUUCCCCAUGACAUUGGACUUGUCUGAGUCAACCAACUCUGAAAAUAUUGAAAAAGAGCAAGCCAUUAGAAUUGAUGCUUUAGAAUGUGCUAUCAAAUACAUGUAUGACUCGUUGGAUCAUUCCUCCUUACCCACUCAAUUAUUGGUACCCAUUAUGGAAAUUGCAUGGAAAUUCCAAAUGAAAAACCUUCAAGAUUACUGCCUCUCCUCACUGGAUACCAACUUGUGCGUUAAUAACUUUGUAUCCGUUCUCAAAUGGGCCAAUCCUUAUCGAAAUAGUCAACCCUUAAAACCAAUGAUUUCAAAGAUUAUUUCAUUUGGAGCCAAUCAUUGGUCACGCAUCAUUUCACACUUUAAGGAAGAUCAGGACUGGCAAGAUGUAGCUCCAGCAAUGAUUAUUCGGAUUAAUCGACAAUGGAUUCAAAAUCAAGAACGUUUUAGUUCAAGUGCUAGUAGUACCACUAGUUUCGCUACAACAAACAAUUCCUCCUUACACCAUCAUCAUCACCAUCAUCAUCACCACCAUCAUAAUCUUGGUCUUCCUCACCCUGCCAGUCAGUCCUCAAUGAAACGAAAGUAG
Messenger RNA from Naegleria lovaniensis, 3369 nucleotides. RefSeq lists its product as uncharacterized. Gene Ontology annotation, molecular function: protein binding. Bases 1 to 3369 code for a protein of 1122 amino acids. The transcript has 3 exons. The record is from RefSeq and is a predicted model, not a curated record. Lineage: Eukaryota; Heterolobosea; Eutetramitea; Acrasida; Naegleriidae.